AUGGUCAACGGCUACGCGUAUUUCAAGACCGGCAGUGUCCGCGCCGGUGGUUCAAGGUACACCUGCCCCGGCGUGCACAAAGGCUGCAAGGCGCAUCUGCACAUAGACAAGGACGAUAUCAUCACUCUCGCCUCCACCCAACACAAUCACCUACCGAGAAAUUACGUCCGUACAAAUGUCCUCGCCGGUGGUUCAAGGUACACCUGCCCCAGCGUUCACAAAGGCUGCAAGGCCAAUUUGCACAUAGACAAGGACGAUAUCAUCACUCUUGCCUCCACCCAACACAAUCACCCGCCGAGAAAUUACCUCCAGAUUAUAAAUGAAACCAAAUACAUCACGACCACGAAAGGCACCAGACUCCUAAUGCUCGGCGAGUACACGUACUGUAGAGGUGGGGUUAGGUGCGGGGGUGGCACGCGCUACCGCUGCCCCAACGUGAAUAAGGGUUGCAAGGCGCGGGUGCACGUGGACGAGGCGGGCUUAAUUGUCCUGGCCGUCGCCCAGCACAAUCAUCCCCCGCAUAAGUACAUGAAGAUCAGGAACGGGCUUUACAUGAAGUUU
Messenger RNA from Iphiclides podalirius (scarce swallowtail), 561 nucleotides. The record is from the annotation of a GenBank genome assembly. Lineage: Eukaryota; Metazoa; Arthropoda; Insecta; Lepidoptera; Papilionidae.